CUCUGCUAAUAAUGUGACUCAUUCAGUCUAAUUGUAUCAAAACUUCAUCAAAUUGUAGUUUAUCAGCAAAGCUUUUUCGUAAGAAGAUGUAUACAGCUUAUCGUAUGCGCUCUGGAUGUCCUUCUCAACACAUCGAAUCAAAAUACAGCAAAGGAACACAAGCUUUGCUGCAGGUAUUUGCUGCCGAUACUGCAAGCAUUUUUCGACGACUUUCACUCGGAGAAUCCCGUGAUGUUCGACUUUACAGACGAGCUCAACAAGGAGUGUAAGUCAAACAUCUCCUUCACACAGCGUAGGCCAGAUGGCCAUAUAUUCCUGGGCGUGAGGAAAAGAAAACUUUCGGCUAUGUUGAGGUGAAGGACAUGACCACGGGCAACAACCAUAACAAGGUCAACUUAGAUCUUGUAAGGCUAGGAGUCUUUUGCAAGAAUGCAUUGGAUGUUCAUGAAAGUCAAGGAAAAAUCGCCAUCCAAGCUGUUGGGGGCGAACAUGACAUUUUACUUAGUACAGUAUAUGAACCAAAACAUUUACACAAUGGUUGAGCUUGACCACUUUCGUUUCCCGACUUAAGCAAAGAACUACGGCUUUUUUUGAAUGCCUAAGUAGAGUCAUGUAUAUAUUGCAUACAUUUCAUGCGCAGUGUAUAUCAAGCAACGAAGAAAGAAAGUAUGAAGAUUUUGUCGAAACGUUAGUCACUCAUUCUUCGAAUGAUAACUGCGACGACAGUCAACAGAACAAGAACGAAUCAUUGCAAACGCGAUUAUACGUAAUUUUUACUUAAUAAGCUAAUAAUAAAUACCUUUAUAAAUCAGACCUCACUUCUCUUUAAUAAAGAUAUGUAUCUUUUAUUUAAAAAUUGUAUAAUUUCAAAUAUGAAAAUCAAAGAUCCUCUAA
Rhizopus microsporus ATCC 52813 is the source of this 894-nucleotide messenger RNA. RefSeq lists its product as uncharacterized. Bases 363 to 542 code for a protein of 59 amino acids. NCBI's taxonomy places the organism in Eukaryota, Fungi, Mucoromycota, Mucoromycetes, Mucorales, Rhizopodaceae. The transcript has a single exon. The record is from RefSeq and is a predicted model, not a curated record.